This is a messenger RNA of Rhopilema esculentum, 3247 nucleotides long. Its product is annotated as LON peptidase N-terminal domain and RING finger protein 3. Gene Ontology annotation, molecular function: ubiquitin protein ligase activity; protein binding. The record is from RefSeq and is a predicted model, not a curated record. Lineage: Eukaryota; Metazoa; Cnidaria; Scyphozoa; Rhizostomeae; Rhizostomatidae.
CGAUUUCCAGCAAACAGUCUUUCUUGCACAUUUCUUGUGGUUGUCCUAAGCAUUUAUAACGCCGUAUCUGUCCUUAAAAGCGUAAGGGUUAUCUCAACCACACGAAAACUAGCAAAAGAUCUGGAAUAAUGUUCGGUGAAACACUCGAAUCUUUCCGGAAUGAGCUACGAGGACUAUCACAUAAAGAGAUAAGAAUAUUUUUAGCUGACAUUUCGUGGCCAAGAACAGUGGAAUCUUUGGUUGGCAGUGCAGUUUCUGUGACUGCUAAAAGAUCGGAAAAAUUUAAAAUUUGUGACUUGCUUUGUUGUCCAUUUUGCUGUAAAAUUCUGGAAGAUCCUGUAACUUUGCAAUGUGGAUGCACUUGCUGCACAAGCUGUAGACCAGACAAGAACAAGAGCCAACUUUCAAAUAACAAAUCUUGUGCUUAUUGUUGUAAACCUUUACCAAAUUUGUCUAGGAAACUAGAAAUCAAUGUGACGGUGAAAAAUGUCCUUACUAAACUGUUCGCAACUGAAUCUGAAGGCAUCGAGUUGAGGAAGGGCGGUACCGAAGCCUACAAAUGUGGUGAAUUCCUAAAGGCCUUGAAAAUCUACGACAAAGUUGUGAAAUUAUGCCCUCAAGACCACCUUGCCUGGAGGUACAGGGCUGAAAUUCUGUUGGAGUUGGGAAGAACUGAUGAAGCACUGGAAAAUCUCCUAGAAUCGCAAAAGAUAAACCCAUUUUGGGAUGAAGUGUUCCUCCUAAAGGCAAAGGCUUUGUUGAAAGGCAGCAGAAAAUGUGACGCUGCCGUAUCCCUGUUGAUCUGUAUCAUGAUAAACCAUCACAACAUAGAUGCAAUCACGUUGCUCAACGAGGUAGUGCUUGACCUGUUGACGCUUCAUUCAACCACGUACCAGCAUGAUUUCAAUGGUAGUGACUUUGAGCUGCAGUCUACAAGAGAUGAAUCGGACCAACUGAAAAAGGCUGAGGAGGAGGAGUCACAACUAAACACCCUCACCAAUAUUUUCCAACAAUUCAGGCAGGAAACAGAUACAAUGAACAAAACAUUGCCACAAUUGAAAGCGACUUUAUCCAGUGAGCGACUAAAGCAAUUGGAGUUGGAACUCGAAUGUAAUCUGUGUAGCAGGUUGAUUUAUGAACCAGUUACAACUGUUUGCGGUCACCUCUUCUGUAAGGAUUGUCUUAGACGUUGGCUGGAUCAUGAUCACAGAUGCCCUUUAUGUCGCUUCUCACUUUUCGAGUUCAUAGGCUUUUGGGAUCUCGAAAUAACAACUCUUGUCGACCAGCUUACGAAAGAACUUUUUCCAGAAAUUGUUAAGGAGAUGGCUGAUCACCGUUCUUCAGAACUGAGGCAGUUGGCCAGCGUCGCAACUGACACGGCAGAGUCAAUACCUAUUUUCGUAUGCUCAAACUCAUUGCCAACCAGACCCAUAAGACUGCAAAUAUUCGAACCACGCUACCGUUUGAUGUUACGUCAAUGUAUGGAAUCAGGGUCUAAACAAUUCGGAAUGUGUGCCUAUAGCAGCGAAACAGGUUUUGCUGACUAUGGCAGUAUGGUGGAAGUUAAGAACGCUUAUUUUGUGCCGGAUGGGCGAGCUUUUCUUGAAUGUUGUGGAGGAAGACGAUUUAAGGUCUUAUCAAGGGAGAUGAAGGAUGGGUACAAUACAGCCAAAGUUCGAUGGUUAAAAGAUGCAGCUGUUACAGAUAACGAUCUAGAAAUGUUGUCAAAGUUGAAUUCUGAUGUUUACGCUGAAAUGAAGACAUUCGUACUAGAGUUCCUGAAACGGCAGAAUCAAAGUGUUUUGGCUAGCCAAAUCCAGUUUCCUGCAUUAGAAAAUGACAAAAUUGGAAGCAGAGAUGGGCCAUCUUGGGUAUGGUGGCUAAUUGACUGCUUUAUCGAAGCGACAGAACACAAGAUCGAAUUCAUUUCGUCAGAAUCUCUCGAGGAAAGACUGAACAUAAUUCGCAGUCAGCUCUCAAUGAGUUGCUGAGUUGAAUUUCUGUUGUUGGCUCCACCUGGGACAUUGCCUUUGCCACAGGGGCUGAUUAAUGGUUUUCAGCCUGGCACCCAAGCUGUUUCGGUAGCCGGGCUUGCUCGCUAUGUUCCAUGAGUUCAAAUAAACUGUAUUUUGGUACUUUUUGCAAACCUUUCAGCCCGGCAACCAUAUUUAUUAUGGUUCAGCCAACCGGGCAGUCUCGCGCCCUAGCCUGCAAAAGAUGAAAAUUCCUUCGUUUUUCGCAAGGCUGAAAAGUCUUCAUUUGACAGGGGGCACUGUUUGUCUAAAAAUAUGCGCGACAACUUGCGAGUCAUCUAGGAUACCGGGCUAAAAAGGUAGUUUUUCAUCACAUAAAGUACCAAAGUUGCAAGCUGUCCUGGCUACAAAGUCAGCUCUUGUGCUGGGCGUAAAUGUGAUAAAACAGUCAGCCCCUGAGUUACUUGCCAUUAGGGUAACAGUUUGCUUUAUGGUUUGUCGUUGAAAUUGAAAAUAUUGUUGUUCAAAGCGACCCAGCUUUGUUACACUCUAUUCUUCAUUAGUUGUAUAACUUGCUUCUGCAUAGACUUGUUGUAUCUUGUAGAAAAUAGGAUCGGUGUAGUUGAAUUAACAUUGUUGACAGCCAUGAAUACGGCCCUUCUCUAUACACUCAUUUUUUCAUUUAUAAGAAACGUAUGUAAGAAAGUAAGUACUUAGGCUACUGAGUCAUUGUGCUAGAAAAUGCAGAUAUGUAGGGACAAACCUAUUGCGGUCGAGGUAAUACCUCAGCCAAUGGGUGCUUAUUCGAGGGUGGGGGCUUAUUCGAGGACAUACGGCAUGAUACUUAAAAAGUUGGCAGCUCUUUUGUCAUGCAAAUAAGUAAGGCGUUAUGGCAGCCCCGCCCACAAUUGUCAAUGGCUUUAUCGUAUAUUUUGACAUCCCUAGAUUUUGGAAAAGUUCAGCCUAAUUUUUGUAAACACAUACUACUAUUGGUUUUAGGAUGUUAUGGAGGGAAAGUGAAGGAAGCUGUGCUUUGAAUAAUUUAUCUUAACAUAACUAUCAGUAGUUAAUAUGUUCUGUGUGCGUGUAUAGCUAGCCUGCGCACAGACCCGAUUGGUUUUUCCAGAGAUUAACGGUAAAUUUUCCAUUAAACUAAAUUCAUCUCUGGGAAAACCAGUCGAGUCUGCACGCAGUAUCUAUGUAAAGGUAACUUAACAAUUUACAUAAUUUAAUUAUUAUUCUGCGUUUAUUUCAUUAAAAAUUUUUUAAUUCAG